Notechis scutatus (mainland tiger snake) is the source of this 1538-nucleotide messenger RNA. RefSeq names its product uronyl 2-sulfotransferase (gene UST). Gene Ontology annotation, molecular function: sulfotransferase activity. Gene Ontology annotation, cellular component: membrane. Lineage: Eukaryota; Metazoa; Chordata; Lepidosauria; Squamata; Elapidae. The record is from RefSeq and is a predicted model, not a curated record.
UUUCUUUUCCCCGGGUCCUAGGCUCGCCCCGACCCUGGGGAAACCCGGCAAUGAGUAGGAGAGAAACCGCGUGAACCUCCGGCGAACUUUUCCCCUCCAUUGUGCUGGGCAGGCGGAGCGGGGCAGGCGGAUGGAGGAUGCGCUCUGCCCGGCGAGCUGUCUAAGAAGGAGGCGGCGGCGGCGGCGGCGGCGAGGGAAGCGCCGGGGACGACGACGAUGAAGAAGCAGCAGCAGCUGCCGGCCUCGCCGCCUCCGAAGCACUACGGGGCGGGCUGUCCGGAGCCCCGGCCUCAUGUGGCCCCGGCUUCCUCCGGGGGUCCCGCUCACGGCAUGGGCUGGAGGAGGAGGAGGAGGCCCUUCUCGCUGCUGCCUUUCCUUUCCCUUCGCGACUACGGCUUCUGCAUGGCCGCCCUGCUGCUCUUCUGCCUGGGCUCCCUCUUCUACCAGCUCAACGGGGGCCCUCCUCACUUUCUGCUGGACCUGAGACACUAUUUGGGAAAUUCCACUUACUUAGAUGAUCACGGGCCAGCUCCUUGUAAGGUCCUUCCAUUCCCAAGCCAGGUGGUAUACAACAGAGUUGGAAAAUGUGGGAGCCGGACUGUGGUUUUGCUGUUAAGAAUUCUGUCCGAGAGGCAUGGGUUCAAUUUAGUUACUUCGGAUAUUCAUAAUAAAACUAGGCUUACGAAGAAUGAACAGAUGGAAUUGAUUAAAAAUAUAAGCACUGCAGAGCAGCCCUAUUUAUUCACUAGACACGUUCAUUUUCUUAAUUUCUCAAGAUUUGGAGGAGACCAACCAGUAUACAUCAAUAUUAUUAGAGAUCCUAUCAAUCGAUUUUUAUCUAACUAUUUUUUUCGCCGUUUUGGAGACUGGAGAGGGGAGCAGAACCACAUGAUCCGUACUCCAAAUAUGAGGCAAGAGGAGAGAUACUUAGAUAUUAACGUAUGUAUUCUAGAGAACUAUCCUGAAUGUUCCAAUCCCAGGUUAUUUUAUAUUAUUCCAUAUUUCUGUGGACAGCAUCCAAAAUGCAGGGAACCUGGUGAAUGGGCCCUCGAAAGAGCAAAAAUGAAUGUGAAUGAAAAUUUCCUCCUUGUGGGUAUUCUGGAAGAGUUAGAGGAUGUGCUGCUUUUAUUAGAAAGAUUUUUACCUCAUUAUUUCAAGGAUGUAGUCAGCAUCUACAAAAACCCAGAGCAUAGGAAGCUUGGCAAUCUAACUGUGACAGUGAAAAAAACUGUCCCUUCAACAGAAUCCAUCCAGAUCUUGUACCAGCGCAUGAGAUAUGAAUAUGAAUUCUACUACUAUGUCAAAGAGCAGUUCCACCUGCUAAAACGCAAGUUUGGAUUAAGAUCCUCAAAUGGUAACUCUUCUCCUAGGCCAGAGUUUGCCAUUCCUUCUCCUCUAGAAACUGAAGAGCCAAUAACAGAAGAUGAGGAACAAGAUGAUGAAAAGUGGUUAGAAGAUAUUUAUAAAAGGUGAUGCAAGAUGGAUUCAAAAUUGUUUUUAAAAUGCUAAUAACAAUCUGAAGAAAGUGAGUUAAUACA